Messenger RNA from Clarias gariepinus (North African catfish), 2689 nucleotides. RefSeq lists its product as uncharacterized. The coding region runs from base 1 to 1443 and encodes 480 amino acids. The record is from RefSeq and is a predicted model, not a curated record. The transcript has 9 exons. NCBI's taxonomy places the organism in Eukaryota, Metazoa, Chordata, Actinopteri, Siluriformes, Clariidae.
AUGGCUGACUCACUGCUGAUGCUGGCGACGGAGGAUCUUCUUCAAAAAUUGAAAGAAGCUGGAAUAAACGUCACUGAAGAUGAAGCAAAGAAAUUCAGAGAAAAAGUGAAUGGGAAAACAAUAGAGUGUGGCCUCACAGAGACCAUGAUCUCAUAUUUAUUUCAAGGCUCCUUUAAAAAACAGGCCAGCAACAAGUUUAACAAAUUUGUACACAAGCUGAAGGAGGUGGUUACGAUAACACUAGAACCAGUCCCACUAGAAUCCUAUCAACAAACUUUGACUACAGAAAUAAAUGCAACUGGUGGAAGACUGCCUGCUGGAUUUGCCAUUCCACUCUUUCCUAGAGAACUUCAGGCCAAGCUUGAUGACAAAGAACCAUGCCAGAAGUCCUCUAAGGAUAGACACAGAAUCAUUAGAGUUCUUCAUGAAGCCAUGAUGGAACACGCAAUGUAUCCAACCAAUGCAGAAUAUGUGCAGGUGGCAAAAGCACUUAUUGUGAAAUAUCCUUUCUUGAAGGAUCUUGAAGGGAAUGGCUAUCACACUUGGCACCAGUCCCUCAAACGCAAAUUUAAAACUGAGCGUGCACCUCUGGUUCAUGAUGAUGAGGUAAGGAGGAGUAAGAAGUUUGGGCACAAAAAAUGUAGACUCUCUGAACAAUCACCAGCAGCCUGUCACAGAUCUGAGUCAGAGGCAAUUGCUGUCAUUGGUGAGGAUGCAUCCUCUAUUGAGGGUCAUGUGAAUGUCCUGCAUAUCCAGUACAGCAAGAUGCGACCAGACACCUUGGUGGUCAAAGACCGAAUGCAGCGAACUUUCGCGUGGAGAAGAAGGGAAAUAAGAGAUGGAAUGACUGUGGAGGAUACACUUAAGAAAUAUCCUUUCUUAAAAACGCCCUCAGGGUUGUGUGAUGAAGUUGACCGGAUGCAUUCAUCACCUGUCAGUUUAAGCCAGCGCUUCAAGGAAGGCUUUACCAGUAUUGUGCCAAAAGUGGUUGAGCUUCAAAGAAAUGCUCCAUUGGCCAAAAUCUACAAAGAAGCAAGAGAAGAGAUGCUUGCUGAAGAUCUACCAGAUUCUGACUUUCGUGCAGCACUAAUUCUGCUGCCCCACAUCUUUAAAGAGAAAGCUGAGAGCUUAAUCACAUUGGGAGAGUGUGAUGCUGAUAAUCCAUACCCAACCAUACAGUUGCUAGAAACUGACUGGAAAAUGGUUUUCUCCAAGAGGGUUCAAGUCCUUGUCAAAGCAGAUGGUGUGGAGGUGUGCAGGGGAAUAGGAGUUGAAGAAGGGAUACUUGCAGCCUUCAGUGCUUACUAUGUUUUCAACUUGGCUUAUCCACCCUACAUGAAGAAUACACUGACCUUCCUGCAGCAUGCCAUAGCAAAGAUUACUGAGGUGGGUGGGAAGCCCCUUCCAAUAACUGUCACCCGAGUACUUAAUAUCCUGUUCUAAAAAUGCCACAACCAUAUCGAUGCACAAGGUGUAGAAGAAAAACCUUCACCUUAAUGAAACUAGUUCAACAUGUUGGUCUGGUUCACAACCAUGAACCCAAUUUCAGCAUGACCUGUGGACUGAAUAACUGCAAGUCAUCUUUUACAAUAUAUGAGUCUUUUAGGCGUCAUGUCUAUCGAAAGCAUAGGAAGCUUGUUCCACCUCGUGAUGAUAUGGAUGCUACUCAAAACAUGGACAAUGACGAUGAUUUUGAAAACGUGGACUGUCAUAAUAAUCUGGAAAAUACUAAUGAGCUACAGCCUAGGGCAGACGAAAUGCAUCCACCUAGUAGGAAUGAGCUUUUGACAAAUUUUAAAGAAAAUCUCUUCAGUUUUGUUCUAAAAUGUAGAGAAAAAAAUCACAUUCCACAGACUGUCCAGCAGGAAAUAGUGAAUGACAUAAAUUUUUUAUUUUGUUAUUUUAAAGAGAAUUACGACUCGUUUAUUACUUACCAUAUUCAAAAAAAUGGGUUCAACAUUUUAGAAUGUCCUGAAAUAAGAGAAAUGGUACGGUCAAGAGAUUUUUUUGAAGAAGCUUCCAAAAUCGUUAGCUCUCCACACAUGCUGAAAGAACAUUGUAAAUCUAAGCUUAGGCUGGUUGAACCAGUACAUCAAAUUUUGAGGUCGUCAGGGGGACACAAAAUAGGCACAUAUUCAUAUGUACCCAUCACGGACGUUUUAAGUAACUAUUGCUCACAUGAGGACAUAUUUGAUGAAAUUCAGACGAACAACUAUCUAGACAGGAAUCCAGAUUAUUUAAGUGAUUACACAGACGGUACUUGUUUCAAGGAACAUCCCUUCUUUAAAGUUAAUCCGCAUGCCUUACAUCUUCAUUUUUAUGAAGAUGAAUUUGAGGUCGUCAACCCUUUAGGUGCAAAAAAAACCAAGCACAAGCUUUGCGCUUUUUAUUAUACGGUAGGCAACCUUAAACAUCGCUCAAAACUGAGACACAUUCAUCUGGCUUUAUUGGUACGACAAACAUUUGUAAAAAGCUGUGGUUUAGCAAUGAUUUUAAAACCAAUGUUAGAUGAUCUUAAAAAACUUGAAAGUGAAGGGUUUGUGGUAACUGUAGGUGGGAUUAAGCAGACUAUUCGCGCUGCACUAGCAACAUUUUCAGCAGACAAUCUUUCAGCACAUAUGUUGGCUGGUUUUACUAUGUCGUUUAACUCUGCUAGAGUUUGUCGCUAUUGCAUGGCAACCCACACAGA